AGAAGAAGAAGAAGAAGUGAUUGUGCAUUAUUAUUUAUAAAUCUUAUCAAUUAAUUAUCGUACUCAGAGUGGUCUUGAUGAUUAUUGUCUGAAGGAUUGUUAUAACGGUUGAUUUUGUUGUUAUCAUUCGCGUGUUUGUUCCCCCCCGCCAGUAUCUACGAGAAAAACAUCGAACGACCCACUACGUCAUUGGAGUCCGUGAUUUUACAUCGAUCGCACAAAUUCUUACGUAAAAUAAAGGAAAUAACAUUCGAGAAUUAACAGGUUCGAAUAACCGAGUAUAAGUGUCGACACCAAACGUGCAUCAGGGUUUGAUGAAAUGAGUGGAAAAUUCAAAUUCGUGCUGAUAUUUACUUAUUGUAUUCUGGCGCAGGAUUCCUUUGGAUUGUCACCAGUUAUUUUGAUUCCAGGUGAUGGGGGUAGUCAGCUGGAAGCGAAGCUGAACAAAUCAUCUGUGGUGCACUAUAUCUGUGCGAAGACGUCUACGGACUAUUUCAAUAUCUGGUUAAAUUUGGAGCUGCUUGUCCCAUUUGUGAUCGACUGCUUUGUGGACAACACUAGGUUAGAGUAUGACAAUGUCACUCGUACCACAAGGAACCCAGCAGGGGUUGAUAUCAGGGUGCCGGGCUGGGGUAACGCAGAGCCGGUGGAGUGGCUGGAUCCCUCGCACGAGUCGCCCGGAGCCUACUUCAACACCAUCGCUGAUGCCCUCGUGAAAGUGGGAUAUGUUAGAAAUGUCUCCAUAAGAGGAGCUCCAUAUGACUUCAGGAAAGCACCUAAUGAAAAUGUUGAUUUCUUUCCAAAGUUAAAGUCCCUGGUGGAAGAGAGCUACAACAGGAACAACAAGUCAGCCGUGACGCUGGUGGUGCACAGCAUGGGCGGCUCCAUGGCGCUGCACUUCCUGCGGCUGCAGACGCAGGCCUGGAAGGACCAGUACAUCCGGCGGAUGGUGUCCCUCUCCACUCCUUGGGGAGGCUCUGUCAAAGCUCUUAAAGUAUUUGCUAUAGGCGACGACCUAGGCUCGCUGAUGCUGCGCGAGAGCGUGAUGCGCGCACAGCAGAUCACGUGCCCGUCGCUGGCGUGGCUGCUGCCGUCGCCGCUGCUGUGGAAGCCGGCCGAGGUGCUGGUGCAGACCGACAAGUUCAACUACACCAUCCAGCACCUCCAGAAACUCUUCACUGACAUGGAGCUGCCGAACGCGUGGGAGAUGCGCAAGGACACGGAGCGCUUCAGCGGCGACUUCAGCGCGCCCGGCGUCGACGUGCACUGCCUCUACGGGUAUAACAUCUCCACCGUUGAGAAAUUGGUGUACAAGCCGGGCACAUGGCUCGACGGGUACCCGACGCUGGCGAUGGGCGACGGCGACGGCACCGUCAACCUGCGCUCGCUCAGCGCGUGCCAGUUCUGGCGCCCGCGCCGCGCGGGGGCCUGGGGGGCCCGGGUGGGGGCCAGGGGGGCCCCGGCGGGGGCCAGGGGGGCCCGGGGCCGCACGGUCAAGGCCCUGGCGCUGCCGGGCGCGGAGCACCUCAAGAUCCUGCACGACCCGCGGGCCAUCGAGUACAUCACCACCGUCAUGACCAUGGACGACUGAAGGUGCCCAGGUUUUGAAUCCAAGAAUCUUCCUAUUGACAGAGUAAAUACAAAUGAGUAGGUCAUCUUCAUAGAAACGCACGGGCUCGGUUUGUAUGUGAGAGCGCCAACACGUAUGCGGCACGCACGCACACACUGACAAAAUUUAGCGGGGAUUAGCGGGGAGCCAGUCGUGGUUGCACCGAAUUUUGUCAGUGUGUGCGCGCCUCAUACGUAUAUUGGCGCGCUCGGUGCGUUUCUAUGAAGAUGACCUACUCAUUUGUAUUUACUCUGCUAUUGACCAUCGCUGCUUAGAAUUCUCAAUAUUGUUGAACGACCUCCGUGAUUUAGUAAUGUAAGGCGCAAUGUUUAGUUUUGAUCCUUGCUCCUUUAGUUUAGGGCUUUUACCUAGCCAUAAAAUAUGUAUUCUACAUGAGGUGCAGCAAUGGUUCUGAGUAUCUUCGACAAGACAAAAUAUUUACGAGAAUUUCUGCUCUCACACUACUAUUUACUUAUCUAGUAAUUAAAUUUAAUUAGUAUCAAAAUCUAGCUGCCGCGUAUAGACAAAUGAAAUUAAUUAAUUUUGCUGAUGAUCCCAGUGAUUUUAAAGUUCGACCCCGUAAGAAAUGAAUAUAAUUAUAUUAUUAGAAAAAUAUCUUCUAUCAUAGCUCUCAAUAACUUCUAUAAUGUAUGACAAUUUUUAUUAUCAGUACAUCUAUACUGGAAAUAAAAUAAUUUUAAUUUAAUUUUUAAUACAACUUGCCAUUCUUGAUCAACUCAGAUACUUUAAUUCUAAGUUUUGCUCAAGUCGCAUAAUACUAUUAAGAAAAAUAUUUAGGAUAAUGGAGCAUCUAUUAGUCAAUAUAAUUUUUAUGUUAAUAGGUAAAUGUGGAUUAAACGAUUUUCGCUUGAACAUAUUUCACUCUCUGUCAUGUCAGCUUUAAUAUUAAAGACCCAGUUAAUGUUAAAUACUUAAUUGCUCUCUUAUUUUAAUUUUAGGAAUUAGGCUACCAAACAAAUAUUUUAAU
Molecule: messenger RNA, 2597 nt
Organism: Ostrinia furnacalis (Asian corn borer)
Lineage: Eukaryota; Metazoa; Arthropoda; Insecta; Lepidoptera; Crambidae
Product: group XV phospholipase A2
Exons: 6
Coding region: 320-1591 (423 amino acids)
Biological process (GO): lipid metabolic process
Source: RefSeq, a predicted model, not a curated record